CCUGUCACUAAUGAGCGCUGUGUCCCUGUACAUCCCGCGCGCCUACACCACAUGCGACGCCUUGAGAGUUACGUACCUGUCGCUGGCAAUGAGUCACUUUAUGGAGCUCACCACGGCUAUGUUUGAGAGCGAGGAUCAAAUGGCAGCAGAAUUCAGUGACAAACACUUCACUCUCUCAGUUGGGCCUAUCUGCUGUUGCUGCCUGUGUCUCCCUUCCCCUGCUGUGACCAAGACGCGGCUGCGGUGGGUGCAGAGGGCGCUGUGGCUGCUGCCCUACACACAGCUGGUGUGUUUCGUGGUGCGCAUCGUCUGGACCAUCGCCAGCACAGACCACUACGGCAGGGUGGGCAGGCACUUCACCAUGGUGUGGGUGGCUGCUCUGAGCUUCCUCACAAUAAUGUUGGGUGUAUAUGGAAUGAAUAUUGCUGUCGCCCUCUGCCGCACCGCCCUCGAACACUACGGAUACCAGAGAAAGUCGUUUUCUUUGAAGGUGCUGGUGUUGGUGACCCAAGGCCAAAGUAUCAUUAUGGACAUCCUCUCCGCCGCCUCCGUCUUCCCAUGCCACUCCCCGCACAUCUCCUCUAAGGUCGUCAGGCAGAUCCUGGAAAACUCCCUGUACCUGGUAGUGAUGCUGGUGAUUGGCGUGUACACCUGGCGAACCUACACGAACCUCCAGCUACAGACCAGGGCCAAGGAAGAUGGAGGAUCGGAUCCCCUUCCCGUGGUGGAUAAGGAAUCGGAUACUACAACAACUGAGAUCGGAUCCUAAGUUGACGCCAUUCCUUAAUCUUAAUCUUAAUCUUGCUUCUGAGUCUCAAUA
Messenger RNA from Portunus trituberculatus (swimming crab), 820 nucleotides. RefSeq names its product organic solute transporter subunit alpha-like. The transcript is spliced from 6 exons. The record is from RefSeq and is a predicted model, not a curated record. Gene Ontology annotation, molecular function: transporter activity. Gene Ontology annotation, biological process: transport. Bases 11 to 769 code for a protein of 252 amino acids. Lineage: Eukaryota; Metazoa; Arthropoda; Malacostraca; Decapoda; Portunidae.